This is a messenger RNA of Tetranychus urticae (two-spotted spider mite), 1398 nucleotides long. RefSeq lists its product as uncharacterized. The record is from RefSeq and is a predicted model, not a curated record. Lineage: Eukaryota; Metazoa; Arthropoda; Arachnida; Trombidiformes; Tetranychidae.
AAAAAUUUCAUCAUGUUUAAAUGAAAUCAUAAUUCAAUUUUGAUGUUUUCUUUUUGUUAACCAAUGUAAUCAUCUUGAUUUUUUUGUGUUUUGGUCGUAUAUUGUCUUUUAGCAAAUGUUAUCAGGACGUUCAGCUAAAAAGGCUUUAAUAAAACCAUUACCGCCCGGUUUAUUUACUAAAAGCUCAUUCAAAAGAACAUCUAAUAAUUCUUUCAGCGGUUUCGAUAACCUCAUUGUUGCUUCCACUCCACCCAGCAAAUCCACGCCAAGGAGUUCUCUUGCUGAAAAUAAGCAAGAACAAUCUAUAGACUCUAUUGAAGAUUAUACAAUAGUUGAAAGUGAUGGAGAUGACGAAGUUUUCCAAGAUACAACUGAAAGACGAGUAAGCUUGAACUCUACUGUGAAAAGGAGUUCGACAUCAGCAACUAAGUUAAGCAGUCUACUUGCAUCAUCUCCUCUCAAUUUUGUACAAAAAAGAAAAAGAAAGCCUGUGACUCCAAGUACUCCGGUGGAUUCUGUCAAAAGCGGUUCAUUAAAACUUGAUGGAAUUGAUGAAAGUUCACCUGUUAAGAAAGCUAAGUGUGCUCAAUUCGCUGAUCAAAGUACUAUUUUUAUCAAUAGAUGGAAGCGUCUAGAUAAAAAAUCUCCUCAUCAAAAAACUAGAGAGGUUAAUAUCCCGAACAAUACUACUUUGGUUGAUCAAAUGAAAGCCCUCAUUGAAAAAGAAAGGAACAUUCGCACAGUUUGGCGCCAUUCAGUCACGUCACAACUGAAAAAUAAAUUCAAGGAAACGAUUAAUGGAAAAGAAACAUUAACCAUGAGGUUAUCCAACUUUAUUUGUCAAUUUCAUGUUGGUUUUGCGAAUGGUGAAAUAAUUGAAGCGUCUAUUAAACAAAAUUAUAAAGUCGGAGAUACUGUGUCGCUGAUUUUCCCAUCAAUAUUAUGUGAAAGUAUGGGAUUUUCUAAUGGAACUAUCGUCCAGUUUGUUUCUCCAUGGAGUGUCAUUAUGAUACGAAAUCAGAGGUUUAUUAUUAAUCCUUUUUGGAUUGCUGUUAUCGAAAGAUGCACCCUGAAGAACGAAAAAAAGAAAUCUGACGAUAAAGAAGAAACGCUAGUAACAUGGAGCUGUCCUUGCCAAGAAAGUUUUGGAAACAUUGAUCCGCUUGAAUGUAAUCGUGCUUAUUCUCAAAAUGUUGGCUUUUGUUGAAGUUUAUGACUGAAUACUUAACAAUGAUCUCAAACUCAUUAACUUUGAUUGUUAAUGAAGAUAUUUUUUGCUACUUUUUUUGCUCAUUAUAAUUAGUUAAUUUUCCUUAAAAUUUUUGUAUACUUUACUUUUUUGAUAAAAUUCCUUCAAUAAACAAACUAUAUGGAUCACGAAAAUUCAUCCAAUUUUAA